CUCUCACCCUCUCCUUCCCCUUCUCAUAAAGGGGCUCUCUCUCUCUUCUCUCUUCUCUGCGAGGUGUCUCGCCCACCUCACAGAGAAGAAGAAUCAGAGGAAGAAGAAGAAUAGGAAGACCAAUUUAGAGAGCUUCUAUUUAACAACAACAACUUUCCCACAUCAUACUGCGUACCUAUAUACAUAUAUAAUUAUACAUAAACAUUUAGAAUUUAUCAUGGAACUUCACUCCCCCACCGCGGCGAAGAAGCUAUGGAGCUACCUCCGCGCCGUGUUCUUCAUGAUGCGCAAGGGCCUCGUAUCCAACAAACGCAAACUCCUCAUAGACAUGAACCUCUUCAUGAAGAGAGGCAACAAAAUCCUCGGGAGGUCCCUCACCAACCUCAUCUUCCACCACCACCACCACCACCACCACCACCACCCUCAUUCUCAGCGGUCGCAGAGUAUUGCGGCAACAACGAUGACGAUUAUGCGCGAGUACGAGUUCUCCUGCAGCAACAGCCCCAAUCCUGUUUUUUUCCGCGGGCGCCGCCACGCGUACUUCCCUUGCCUCAACGCAGUCGUAGAGGACGAGGAGGACAAACAUUCGUGGCCUUGUGCUCCCGCGGCGCAGAAGAGAAUUGAGUACUCGCCGCAGUCGUCGUCAUCGUCGACGACGGCAACAACAUCGCUGUUAGCGGAGGAGCUUUUCGCUCCCGGGGAGAGGCGCAGCCCCUCGCCGACAUCGGUUCGGAUUUCGGAGUACUACUCCGAUGAUGAUGAUGAUGAUGAUGAGGAGGAGGAGGAGGAGGAGGAGGAGGAGGAGGUCAAAGAUGGAGACAACGGGGAGGUCGACGACGAGGCGGAGGAGUUCAUCAGGAGAUUCUACGAGCAGUUGCGCGCACAGAGACGCAUCGCCUUGUUUGAGUAUCAGGAGGAGUACCAGCACAUGCUCGCGAGAGGGACAUAAAUUACAUCUAUAUAUACAUACCUACGUACGCUACGUACGUACGUACUAUAUAUGUGCAUAUAUCUAUAUAUGCAUGCAUGCAUGCGUGUUUAUGUGUGCUUGUGUGUUAUGAUCCCUAUGGUUUUGGAUAUUAGGGAUUAAUUGAUCAGGGCUUGUUGAUGUAAUUUCUGUUUUUCUUUCUUUUUUUAUUUUUACUGCAUCAUGGGCAUUAAUUCAUCUAUCCUAUAAUUAAUGUAUCUAAAUAUUGAUAUGUAGAUGUCUGUUGGUAUGAUAUAUAUAGUUAAUUAGGAGGAGUACUAUUGGUGAUCAGUACUCCUAGAAAUUUAAUUGUGAGUUUAAUUGUGUGGAGUGCUGGGUUGUAUCUUUUUUUUGUUUUUGCGACACCCACCCAUCAUGUAUCUAUUUGUUAAUUUGUAUUGUCGAAAUUAAUAAUAAUUCUGUUUGCUGUAAAA
Messenger RNA from Ananas comosus (pineapple), 1401 nucleotides. Its product is annotated as histone-lysine N-methyltransferase Suv4-20-like. The transcript has a single exon. Lineage: Eukaryota; Viridiplantae; Streptophyta; Magnoliopsida; Poales; Bromeliaceae. Bases 218 to 949 code for a protein of 243 amino acids. The record is from RefSeq and is a predicted model, not a curated record.